AUUCGUAAGUAGCAAAUACCAAUACCUCUGGUUGCUGGCGUCUAAAAUGUGGAAAUUUAAAUAUACCAAAACUUUGGCUUUACUGCUUCUGUUCGCAGUAGUAACACAUGCUAGUGCUGCAAGUUCUGGUCAGUGCCGCACAAAUGUACAAGACAACUUUUGCUGGCCAGGCCAGACAUGCAUGCCUACACACCAAGAUGGACUGGAUUUUGCCGCCUCUCUUGACGGAGACAUUAUCACACCCACGGACGAAAGAUACCCGAUCGUCACAAUUAUGAUAAACACGCGCGUAACGAUGUUUCCUUACGUCGUCGUAAUGGCAGAAAGCGUUGAUGACGUCAUCAAAACGGUAAAAUUCGCGAACAAAUUCAAUGUCAGGCUUACGAUACGUUCCUCUGGGCACGACUACAUCGGACGGUCCACGGGUGAUGGCACUUUUCAGUUAAACCUCGAGAAAAUGAAGGGUUUGGAAGUCAAACUAAACUCGACAAGAAACGCCGACGGGGAGUUGAAGGCUCAAAGCGGAAACUCCUGGAUCCGCGUCUACACUGAGCUAAAUAAGGUUAACCGAACAAUAAUUGGCGGUUCUGCACACACUGUAUCAAUGGGUGGCUACACGCUGGGUGGCGGACACUCCCCAAUCGGUCGAAAGUUUGGUCUCGCUAUCGACAAUCUCCUUGAGGUAGAGAUGGUAUUGGCGAACGGGUCCCUCGUGUACGCUACAGAUACAGAAACCGUGUACGUCGACCACGAUACCGGAGCACGUCGCAUAUCUCAAAAUACCGAUAUAUUCUGGGCUCUUAGGGGCGGCGGCGGUGCAACGUUUGGGAUAGUGACGGCGUUUACAUACAAAAUUCAUAAGGACUCACGUAUGGUAAAACUUGAGUGCAUUUCUUUAAUCAAAGACGAAAGUGGCAAAGACGUGGGUAGGGCUUUCUUAAAGUCCUUUAACGACCUUCUGUCUACAACAUUAGCUCCAGAAUGGGGAGGAUAUCAAAUGUUAGAACAAGCAAAAGGUCAUACUACGGGUGGUGUUGUUCUGUUAUUGAAUCACUUUGGCGAAUGGGGAUCACCUUCGUUUCACACGAUCGAUCCUUUCUUAAACAAAUACCGAGCGCAGUGUCAGCUCACUAAUAAGACGGACUUUUUGGACUACGAGAAAGACACCAAAGACGCUCUUUAUACGAACAGCUACGUCUUUAACACCUUAAUGCAACCUGGGGGAUUCACUGACGCUUUUUAUGAGUUUUUCUACGAUAUGUUGCUAGGCAACCAUUCUGGACUUCCAAUUCAGAUGGGCUGUAUCGGGACUCUGAUAGGAGGUCACAUGAACGACGUACAACCAGAUGUGACUGCAAUGAAUCCAGGCAUGCGCACAGGGGUCAUGAGCUUGACCUGUUGGGGUGCUUGGGAUCCGGAAAAGGCUGGGCUCAAACCAGAAGAGGAUUAUAUUGCCCAGUUGGCCGACCGCCUAUUGACGUACGGACAGGGGACCUACUUUAACGAACCCUCGGCGCACCUCCCGAACUGGAAGACGGACUACUGGGGUGGACACUACGACCGACUUUUGUCCAUAAAGCGUCAGUGGGACCCGGACCAUGUGUUCACGUGUCUCCACUGCGUGGGCUCUGACACGACCCGCCCGUUCGCACAGACGCCUCAACAGUCACCAAUUUUAGGCACUGUCGUGGAAAACUGUGGCUGAGAUUUGUAGUUUUAUGUGAUCAUAAUUGGAUUAA
Messenger RNA from Mya arenaria, 1739 nucleotides. RefSeq lists its product as uncharacterized. The record is from RefSeq and is a predicted model, not a curated record. Gene Ontology annotation, molecular function: FAD binding; oxidoreductase activity. Lineage: Eukaryota; Metazoa; Mollusca; Bivalvia; Myida; Myidae. The transcript is spliced from 4 exons. Bases 47 to 1705 code for a protein of 552 amino acids.